Molecule: messenger RNA, 2861 nt
Organism: Drosophila takahashii
Lineage: Eukaryota; Metazoa; Arthropoda; Insecta; Diptera; Drosophilidae
Gene: nito
Product: RNA-binding protein spenito
Biological process (GO): regulation of alternative mRNA splicing, via spliceosome
Cellular component (GO): nucleus
Molecular function (GO): mRNA binding
Source: RefSeq, a predicted model, not a curated record
GAGCAAGGAAAAAGCACCGGAAGAGCCGCCCAUGAGUAGUCAUCGAGACGGAGCCGGAGCCGAUCGAAUCACAAUCAAAAUCCACAACAUGAAGCGCAGCGCCUCGCGCUCCCCGGGUCCGGCCUCCAGGAGCAGUUUGUCGCGCAAUUCGCGGAGCAUGGGUCGUGGCUACGACAACGGCAGCGGUGUGCCGGGCGACUCCCCGGAGCGCCUGUCGCCGGAGCGGAUGCGUCGCCGCCUGGACCGAUCCCCGAGUCCACGUGGCCGCUACGGCUCGCCGCAUCGGGAGCCCUACAUGCGUGGUCCGCCGCCCGCCGAGCGCCCGGCUGCCUACAAGGUCCUGUGCGUCAGCGCCCUGCCGCCCAAGGCUCCGGACGAUUUCAUCGAGGAGACCCUUUACCGCGAGUACAAGAAGUUCGGCGACUUCAGCGUGCGACUGGCUCACGAUCUGGAUGAAAGGGUGGCCUACGUUUGCUUCCGGACGCCAGAGGAUGCGCGCGAGGCCAAGCACCACAAGCCGCGCCUCAUCAUCUACGACAAGAUGGCCAUUGUGGAGCCGGUGUACAAGUCCACCACCAGGCCGGAGUAUAGACCCCGUGGUCACUCCAUGUCGCCGCCGGACUACGAGCGCUACCACUACUCACGCUCACCCAUGGGCCAGGGUGUUCCUCUGGACCACCGCCGGCCUCCGCUUGAUCCCUACGACCGCUACGGUCCUCCCCACAUGCAUCCCCAUGCUGUGCAUCCGCGGGACUACCGGCCCAUGCACCACGAAUAUCCCCAUCCGCCACGCGGACCACCUCUGCAUCGCGGCGGCCAUCCACAUCACAUCCAUGGCCAUGCACCUCCGCAUCAGUACGCUCCAAUGAGGCCACUGGCACCACGUCCACAUGCGCCGUACGAAAAGCCCGAGAGCAAAAAGGACAAGUUUCCCAACUACUUGCAUCACGUGCAGCCCGAGGAUGAUCCCCUGUCCACGCGCACCCUGUUCGCUGGCAAUCUGGAGGUGACCAUCGCCGAUGACGAGCUGCGUCGCAUCUUCGGCAAGUACGGAGUAGUGGAUGACAUUGACAUCAAACGACCACCGCCGGGCACGGGCAAUGCUUUCGCGUUUGUGCGCUACCAGAAUCUGGACAUGGCUCACCGGGCGAAGAUCGAGCUAUCCGGCCAGUACAUUGGCAAGUUCCAGUGCAAGAUCGGUUACGGCAAGGUGACCCCGGCCACUCGUAUGUGGAUCGGAGGCCUGGGCGCUUGGACCUCGGUCACUCAGCUGGAGCGGGAGUUCGAUCGCUUCGGCGCAAUCAAGAAGAUCGAGUACCAAAAGGGCGAGCCGUACGCUUACAUUCAGUACGAAACGGUGGAGGCGGCCACGGCGGCGGUAAAGGAGAUGCGCGGCUUUCCACUCGGCGGACCAGAACGUCGUCUGCGCACAGACUUUGCGGAGUUACCGGGCGCCACACCGGCCGCACCGUUCAAGGGCUCCAAGCCGCCGUAUGACGAAAGUGCAUUGGAGUACCGUCGUCCGGAAUACGAUCCCUACUACGAGGAGUCCUCGUCGUACGCACCGCGAGGUGGCUACUCCCCGUAUCCACCCAGGGGUGGCUACCGCGGACGUGGCGGCUAUCGCGGCAGGGGACGCGGCAUGUACCACUAUCACAACGAUGUUCACAGGCCGCCGCAUCCGGGAUCCUUGGGUUCUUCCUCUUCGUCGGUGCCGCCUCCUGGGGGAGUGGAUGACGAGUGGCGCCGCCCGCCGGGUGAAUCCUACGACAGGGGCGCUCGCUCCAGCUCGCGGGAACCCGGUGUGGAGCGCUCUCGCUCCAGAUCGCCUUUGAAACGGACUCGCUCGCCCGGUUCCGAUUCCGACACUUCGACGCGUCGCAACGACGCCCUGGGAUCGGCCAGCACGGUGCCGGAGGUGGCUCGCAAGUGCAGUACCGUGUGGACCGGAGCCCUGAUCCUCAAGAGCUCCCUUUUCCCAGCCAAGUUCCAUCUGACGGACGGCGAUACGGAUAUUGUAGAGUCGUUGAUGCGCGACGAAGAGGGCAAGCACAACCUACGCAUCACGCAGCGACUGCGCUUGGAUCCGCCCAAGCUGGACGAUGUCCAGAAGCGAAUCGCAUCCUCGUCGUCGCAUGCCAUCUUCAUGGGCUUGGCCGGAUCCACGAACGAAACCAAUUGCGACGAUGCCAGCGUGCAGACGCGUCCGCUGAGGAACCUGGUCUCCUACCUGAAGCAGAAGGAGGCGGCCGGCGUCAUCUCGCUGCUGAACAAGGAGACGGAGGCCACCGGAGUCCUGUACGCCUUUCCGCCCUGCGACUUCUCCACGGAGCUGCUAAAGCGCACGUGCCACAGUCUCACGGAGGAGGGUCUGAAGGAGGACCACCUGGUCAUUGUGGUGGUGCGCGGCGGAACGGCCUAAGAUGGAGUAGAAUCGGUGGACAAACUGGAGGUAAUGACUAGCCACAGUGCUCAACGAAAAAAAAGACUCCGGCACACCAAUUAACUAUAACCUAGCAGCCGUAGUCGUAUCUUAGAUGCCCCUCCCCAAAAAGGAGGCGGACUAAUGGGGGUCACAUACAUGCAAGGGUCGUGUAUGUGCAUCCUCCCAAGCACCGCACACACGCACACACAUGAUGCACACACAUACAGAGACAUGAGCAGAACCGAGGAGACAUCACCCACAUCACCCCAACACCCCCUAUUAAUUAACCAUUAAUUAACCUUCUUUUGCAGACAGGAUCUCUCUUUAUGGUUUCAUUUCAAGUUCUCGAUGUGUUAGUGACAGUGAAGUUCAAACAUCUUUUUAUUAUUGUGCUAAAAAGUUUGAAAAAGUCCAACAAGAUUGUAUUUAAAAUCAA